Molecule: messenger RNA, 516 nt
Organism: Ananas comosus (pineapple)
Lineage: Eukaryota; Viridiplantae; Streptophyta; Magnoliopsida; Poales; Bromeliaceae
Product: mRNA-decapping enzyme-like protein
Exons: 4
Biological process (GO): deadenylation-dependent decapping of nuclear-transcribed mRNA; deadenylation-independent decapping of nuclear-transcribed mRNA; positive regulation of catalytic activity
Cellular component (GO): P-body
Molecular function (GO): mRNA binding; enzyme activator activity
Source: RefSeq, a predicted model, not a curated record
UCUCUCUCUCUCUAUACCCCUUUCAUACUCCUCCCUCUCCCUCCUCCUCCACGAGCGAUUCGAAUCCUCCAAACCCUAACUCCAUAUCCGCUCUAGGGUUAGAAUCUGGGCUUCGUCGGAGAUGUCGCAGGGCGAGAAGUUGAUCCCCAACUUCGAUCCUCAGGUCAUCAAAGAGCUAAAUCUCACCGUGCUACGGAGAAUCGACCCCUUCGUCGAGGAGAUCCUUUUCAUCGCCUCUCACGUAGCCCUCUACGUGCUCAAUGUCGAGCUCAUGCAAUGGAGACGCAAAGAUGUCGAUGGGGCGCUCUUUGUCGUCAAGAGAAAUAACCAAGCCAGGUUUCAGUUCAUUGUCCUGAAUCGGCGCGGGCCAGAUAAUCUGGUGGAGGAUCUUUUGGGAGAUUUUGAGUAUGAAGUUCAGGUUCCUUAUUUGUUCUACAAGAAUGCAGCCAAAGAAAUAAAUGGCAUAUGGUUUUACGAUCCAGAUGAGUGUCAGGCUGCUUCUAAUCUUUUCAGAAG